Molecule: messenger RNA, 1473 nt
Organism: Quercus robur (English oak)
Lineage: Eukaryota; Viridiplantae; Streptophyta; Magnoliopsida; Fagales; Fagaceae
Exons: 15
Coding region: 1-1287 (428 amino acids)
Biological process (GO): endocytosis; signal transduction; peptidyl-serine phosphorylation
Cellular component (GO): cytoplasm; nucleus
Molecular function (GO): ATP binding; protein serine/threonine kinase activity
Source: RefSeq, a predicted model, not a curated record
AUGGAGCCUUCUAUUUCGAACAAGUACAAACUCGGUCCAAAGAUUGGAAGCGGCUCUUUUGGGGUGAUAUUCCAUGGUACUGAUGUCCUUACAGGUGAAGAGGUUGCCAUAAAGCAUGAACAUGUCGAGACUAAACACCCCCAACUUAUGCAUGAGUCAAGAGUGUACAAAAUACUACAGGGUGGAACUGGAAUUCCAAAUGUUAAAUGGUCCGGUAUUUGUGGUAAUAAACUGUCUUUAAAAUCUGUUCUCAUGCUUGCAGAUCAGAUGAUUGACAGAAUUGAAUUUGUUCACUCGAAAUCUUAUCUACAUCGAGAUAUCAAGCCGGACAAUUUCAUUAUGGGAAGGAGAAGUAAAGAUAAUGAGGUCUUCAUCGUGGAUUUUGGUCUGGCUACCAAGUAUAGACAUCCUUCAUCAUAUAAUCACAUUCCUUAUAGAGAAAAUAGGAAUUUUGUUGGAACCGAAAGAUUUGCCAGUAAAAAUACUCACCAUGGCAUUCAACAAAGCAGAAGGGAUGAUUUAGAAUCUCUUGGAUAUGUUCUCAUUUAUUUCUUAAAGGGAAGUCUUCCUUGGCAAAUUAAAGCUGCAACUCAAAAAAAGAAGUCAGAAAAGGUUAGAGAAAUAAAGGAUUCCACUUCUUUUGAGGACUUAUGCCAUGGUUGCCCAAUAGAAUUUGCUUGUUACUUUCACUACUGUUGCUCACUGCACUUUGAUACUAAGCCAGAUUAUGGUUAUCUUAAAAGAAUGUUCAGAAGCCUUUUUUCUCGUGAAGGAUUAAAAAUGGAUUAUGUGUUUGACUGGACCAUUUUGAAGUACCAACAGUCAGUGCUUGCUGCUCCCCCUGCUCGAGCUCUUGGCCAUGUUGCAGGAACAAGCACUCAGGAAACCCAUGUUGCUGCCAAUUAUAACAGACAGUCAGGUGGAGAAGAAAGAAGUGCUGGAAGAUUUCCGGAACAGAAGAGUGUUGCAAAGGUUUCAGCAGUUUCUAAAGAUGCUAAGCUAUCUAGCUCUAAACCUAUGCGGCAACCAAGGGAUUUGCCAAUCCAAGCUUCUGCCAGUAACAGGUGCAAAGAUACACUGGUGCUAGAUAAAUCGAGUCCCUCCCCUGAAACCAUUGAUGCAAACCCCAAAGCAGUCCAGGAGAUACAGACAGAGCUGAAAAACUCUUCCAUUGUGUCCUCGAAGGCAAGGGCACAUCUUCUAGUAGGAAUUGUUAAAAUGUACGAGUCUUUUAUCAAGUCCUUCAAGUCCAUGAGCCUAAGCAAUGGUGAAAAUUUUCAGCACUAGCUAAUCAAGAAGCUGUUUGACAAACCCCAUUUUCCUCUCAUGUAAAUCAUAAUUUAUGAUGCCAUUACAUCUAAAGCUACAAAAAAUGAUCUGAAAAUCAAGUCAUUGGUUACACAGUUUGAUGGAGAAGGCCUUAUUGGAGCUGGGUGCAUUUAAAUUUUAAGAAUGUAAGGCCUUUUUUCUCCA